GCGUUGCUGCCUGCUGGACCUGGACGUGCACCCCUCGUCUAUUUCUUUCUCCCUCUCCCUCCCCCCCCCCCCCCCCCCCCUCCCCCCUCCUGGCCUUCCUUUCCUGGCGGCGGCGACUGGGCAAGCUGCGGUGCCCUUCGCACGUCUUCACCGGCGACUAGCACCCACCAGUGCAGGAGGAUGGCGGAGCCGUCCAAGGUAAUCCACAUCCGCAACGUUGGGCACGAGAUUGCUGAGUCUGAUCUACUCCAGCUGUUGCAGCCGUUCGGGCUGGUCUCCAAGAUUGUCAUGCUGCGUGCCAAGAACCAGGCUCUUCUGCAGAUGGAAGACAUACAUGCCUCUGUGAGCGCGCUGCAAUAUUACAGUUCAGUUCAACCUAGUGUAAGGGGAAGGAAUAUAUACAUGCAAUUCUCAUCCCACCAAGAACUUACCACAGACCAGAGCUCUCAUGGAAGGAAUUCUGAUCAGGAGUCUGAACCCAACCGAAUCCUCUUAGUUACUAUCCACCACAUGAUCUAUCCUAUAACGGUGGAGGUUCUACAUCAAGUAUUCAAAGCUUAUGGAUUUGUGGAGAAGAUAGUCACAUUUCAAAAGUCAGCUGGUUUUCAAGCUCUUAUUCAGUAUAACUCGCGCCAAGAAGCUGUGGAAGCAUUUGGUUCUUUGCAUGGAAGAAACAUAUAUGAUGGUUGCUGCCAGCUAGACAUUCAAUAUUCAAACCUCAGUGAACUGCAAGUCCACUACAACAAUGACCGGUCUAGGGAUUUUACAAAUCCAUCAUUGCCUACAGAACAACGUCCUAGGACCUCUCAGCAGCAAGGUUAUCCUGAUCCAGCUGGUCUCUAUGCCUUCCAACAACCUGGAGCUUCGUACGCACAGAUGGGAAGAGUAGCAAUGAUUGCGGCUGCGUUUGGUGGAACGUUACCUCAUGGAGUGACUGGUACCAAUGAACGGUGCACGCUCAUAGUUAGUAAUUUGAACACUGAUAAAGUUGAUGAGGAUAGGCUUUUCAAUCUGUUUUCGCUGUACGGAAACAUAGUACGAAUCAAGAUAUUGCGUAAUAAACCAGAUCACGCCCUAGUUGAGAUGGCUGAUGGUUUGCAGGCUGAGCUAGCUGUGCAUUAUCUAAAGCAGGGCGCAAUUCUGUUUGGGAAGAAACUGGAAGUUAACUACUCGAAGUACCCCAACAUCACGCCCGCCCCUGACGCCCAUGACUACUUAAACUCGAGCCUUAACCGGUUCAACAGCAACGUAGUCAAGAACUACAGACAUUGCUGCGCUCCAACAAAGAUGAUACACAUUUCUGCCCUUCCCCAAGAGAUCUCCGAGGAAACAAUCCUCAACCACGUGUCUGAGCAUGGUUCUGUCGUCAACACAAAGCUGUUCGAGGUGAAUGGCAAGAGGCAGGCUCUCGUCAUGUUUGAGACGGAAGAGGAGGCGACAGAGGCUCUCGUGUGUAAACACGCCAGCUCACUGGAGGGGAACACGAUCCGGAUCUCUUUCUCCCAGAUGCAGAGUAUAUAAGCCGCUCCUCCAGGGAAAGGUCUUUAACCGCUCUCUUGGCCUUUGUGAGCUUUGUUUAGGAAGCAUUUGAAACUAAGAUGUGAAUCCUAUGCGCUGUUCUCCCAGACUGAUGCUCUGUCUGAGCUGUACUACCCUGACAUUCGGUUUCUUCAUUUCUUGUGACACUGGCCUUGCACCAAAGGGUUUUCUCUUCUGUUUCUUCCCUGCUCUGUCGUUUAGGUUAUCAAAGGAUUUUACCCCUUUCAUGUCAUGCUAUUAUGAGUUCAAAGGCCUGCUUAUUGUGUGUGGAUCAUCUCUUA
Molecule: messenger RNA, 1820 nt
Organism: Panicum virgatum (switchgrass)
Lineage: Eukaryota; Viridiplantae; Streptophyta; Magnoliopsida; Poales; Poaceae
Product: polypyrimidine tract-binding protein homolog 3-like
Exons: 15
Coding region: 181-1521 (446 amino acids)
Biological process (GO): mRNA processing; regulation of RNA splicing
Cellular component (GO): nucleus
Molecular function (GO): mRNA binding
Source: RefSeq, a predicted model, not a curated record